AUUCCAUACAACAGAAACAAAAUUCACAGGACCACGUUUCUUAUUUUUUAUGAGGGAAUUGAGAGGAAAAUCGCACUUCAAUCGGUUUGCUUUUUCAUAGAUUGUUGUUUCGUUUUGUGCUUUCAGACUUCUCGAAAUAUGUGCGUUGGCUCAAUAAAGGUCGGGGAAAACCAAGCAUAGUUUUGAAGACAGCGCGGGUGUGCCUAAUGAAGUGUCCCGAGAGUGUCACUGUGGGAAGUCCACGCAGUGACACUCGGCAGUGACUUACGGAUGCCCGCGUGGACACUCUCAUGAUUGUCAGCUCCUCGAUAACGACGCGUCCUGCUCGGGAGUCGUGAACCGCGCGGAUCUCCGAAUUUCAGACCAAACUUCCAGCGACACGAGACGCGUCGCUCAUAACCAGCUCGAGGCGCCGCCGUGGUGGGCAAGAGACCGCCGUGCACCCUCCCCCUCCUCCUCCCACUCUCCACUCCGGCGACCAGGGAAGCGACUGCGGCUGCGACGCGAGCCGGCUGAGCGAGCGCUGUUGGCGGCUUUCACCUCCGGGGAAUGUCGGCAGUGACGUCGGCCUCUUCUUCCUCCUCGGGUGUCAGUCACACAGCGGCCAGAUGGGUUUGAGUGCGUCAAUUGAAGCAUGAAACAGGACAGCAACAAUGGCGAUAUCAGGCCUCAUCUGCGAAUCUGAGUGUGUACAAUAAUUGACAGUGUUGCCUAAUUGCAAUGUGAGCUCUGGCCGAGCUCUUCUCAACACCGCUCCUCAGCCUCGCUCAGCAACCAGUCAAAUGCACACGGACAAUAAACUGGCCAAUCAUGGCAAGCAAGAUCACCGGUGACGCAAGAGCUCAAAUGGCUGCCGUAAACCUGCCGGUCCAGCAGCCGCAGCAGCAGGGACCCUCUGGUCACCUGGGCCCCAAGAGCCGCCUCAGUGCUGGGAACCAUGGACUUAACAAGAGCACCCCUGGGCUGAAGGCCUCCAGCCAAUCGUCGAGCACUGUUGGAGGGAUGCUCAAAACCAAAAGCAAACGGGAGAGAAGCGUGUCUGUGGACUCUGGUGAAUCAAGACAUGCCGCUACUAAAACCAUGGAUGCUGAUGCCAAAGCAGAGGGUGUCACGCGCAGUAAGCGCCGAUGUGUUCUGGAGAAGAAGCAGCCAUACAGUGGAGAUGAGUGGUGCUCUGGACCCGACACAGAAGAAGACGACGACAAGCCACGCUCAACAACUCAGCGGGAGCGAGGGUUGCCAGGACCCAGGCAGGGACAACAUGAUCAUCCGCCUACGGGGGCUGCCACGUCUGAGCCUGUAAUGGUUUGUGCACCAGGAGUUGGAUUGAAGCCUGGACCGCCUGUGCCUCAGUCGAAGCAGCAGCUGUUGUAUGUCUUCACAACCAGCAUGGCCAACAGUGCUGCAGAGGCGGUAAUGAAAGGAAAGAUGGAUUCCAUUCUUCAGUUUCACCAGCAAAAUAUACCACGUACCAAGUUAGAUCAGGGCUACGCACAGGUGAGGAUCACUGAGAAGGUGAACUCCAGUGCCUCUCCACCCACAGGAACCCCUAAAUCCAAAAGUGGAACACCGCAGCCCAACUUGGCAGGAGGCGUUGUCUCCUCACUUGCUGUGAGAACUCCAACUUCAGCGGGGCACUCUGACAAUGACUCCCCUCGGACCAGACAUGGUGGCCUCUCCAGUACAAACUGCAUUCUGUCCCAUAAGCCAGAGGGAGAUGGCAGAGCCACACCUUCAGGCCCUGGCUUGGGAACAGUACACUGUGAGGGUCUUCCCGUUACUAGUCUCUCCCCAUCGGGGAGUCCCUCCGUUGUGUCUGCACAUUUACAGAGUGACACAGGACAGCGAAGUGGACCUGGUAAUGAAGGUGGUCUUUCCAAGGAGCAGCUAGAACACCGGGAGCGUUCUUUACAGACUCUGAGGGACAUCGAGAGGCUAUUGCUACGUACUGGAGCAAGAGAGGGCCCUCAAGGUGACACAGAAGGCUCCAACAGUAACCUUACAAAUAAUGCUCCCAGCAUGGUUAACAACAGUAGUAGCAAUCGAGAUGCUAUUCUUGAGGAUGGCAGUAACAAUACAAACUCUGGGGAUGGCAGUUGCGAGAACAUGGCGCUAUCAGCGUUGGCCUCUCUAGGAACCAUGAGGAAAUAUGAAGAACCGCUGCAGUCCAUAAUGUCUCAAACAGAGUCGCUUACCACUGCCACUCACAGCCCUGAAAUGGACUCUCACCAUAAUCUUCCCCAGCACCCUCAUCAUCAGCUGGCUUCACCUGGCUUGGACAUGGGCCCCUUACUUGGAGCGGAGGGGCUAACCCAAGAGCAAGUUGCGUGGCGGAAACUCCAAGAAGAGUACUACCUGGAGAAGAGGAGGCAACAGGAAAUACAAAAUCCCCAGCACUUUAGGGUGAUGACAGAGAUGAGCUUACAUGGAGGUCCUAUGAUAAUUAGAGGACCACCUCCGCCAUAUCACAGCAAGCCUGGAGAUCAACAGUGGGUUUCUGGAAAUAUGAUGGGAGGAGGAAUGCCUGGUAAUGUACGAAUGACAGGCAUCCACCAAGAAGGACCUGGACGUCCACAAUUCCUUUCACAUGUGCAGAGAGGGCCAGCAGGUGGAGCAGGGUUUCCUGGGAGUCCCGGGGAGCUGUUAUCUGUCGAUGGUCUAGGACCCCAAAGGGCUACCAGGCCAGGGAUUUGGCUGGACAAUAUGCCUAACAACAUGGACAGUGCAGGUCCAUUCCACAGUUGCUACCCUCCUCAACACACGCAGGAAAAGCCAGAACAUCUUUUAACCCGUGCGGAACUAUUUCGCAUCACAGAGAAGCGCCAGAUGCAGGGUCUUCCUCGGUUUGAACUCGAUCGGAUUAUUGCACAGCAUACGGGCAAUAUGGGGUCAAGAAUUAUGGACAAUCCCGGGGGCCCAGACUUCUCCAAUUUGGGUGCUAUGGGCAGGGGUCCACCUUCUAAUCAAGGGGAUCACAUGGACUUUCCUGUUUCACGGGAUAUGAUGGACUCUCCUGGAGGGGGGCCUCAGAUUAGAGACUUAAUGGACUCCCCUCUGGCGAGUAACCUUUCAAUGAACAUGAACCCGCAGUUGAAUAUUCAGCAGCAGCAUAUGACUCUCUCACAAAAGCUCAGAAGGGGCCAAGGGAGAGCAGGACCUUUAAGUGAGUUUUUCAGUCCUGGAGAGCUAGCAAGAAUACGUGCAUCACAAAAUGAAAGAAGAAAUAUGGGGAUGGUCUCAGGACCUGAUGGACCCUUCCGUUUUCCAACUCAAGGGCCUUUUUCUGGUGGACCGGUUGAAGCGCCUUACCUUCAGCAGCCCGGCCAUGACAUUUUUGAGACUGAGCAAGAGGGUCAUAAUCAAAUAGGCGGUACAUCACGACUUAGUCAUAUGCCAAUCACAGGAGACCUCAGAGGAAUGGGUCCUGGUCCUCGGCAUCCUGGCGACCUCUCAGUCAAUGUUCAGUCACUGACUUCUCCGACAGUCCAGCAUCCUCAUCAUCUUAGUUCACCAUCGCUUCAACGAGAGCCAUCUGCUCAUCUUACAUCUCCAUCUCUUCCAGGGCAGAAGUCGCCCUCGAUUGUCGCCGCUGAAGUCCCUCACCCCCCUGUCCCCCCUGCUUCUGGUGCAGGGACGCCGUGCUCUUCCUCCAUGAAAUCGCCUCAGAUAAUGGGAUCUACUAACCACGACCUGCACUCCCCAUCUCUCUCACCUGGACAAGUUAAGUCUCCAGCUAUGGCUAUGGGUUCUCCUGCUUGGAUUUCUCCGAAAAGAGAUCCUUCAAGUCCAGGGGGCCCGACCAGUGUGAGGGCUACAGGCAAUGGAGGAAAUCAUCCUGAGAGAGGGCAGUCACUACCCCCUAGAAGCUCCAACUCCACCCCUAGUAGCCAACCGGGCUUGAUAAAUCCUAGCAUGACAUUUACAUCAUCGCCCGAUACCCCCCAAACACAGAAUCCUUUAUCGCUGAUCAUGUCUCAGAUGUCCAAAUACGCCUUGCCUAGUUCUACUCCCCUAUACCACGACGCAAUCAAGACAAUUGCAACUUCUGAUGAUGAGAUGUUGCCAGAUCGACCUCUUCAGCCUGGCGUCAGCAUUGGAGGAAACAUUGGGAACCUUCCGACAUCCCAAAUCUUAGUCUCCCAGAGUUCCAUCGGUGCCAAGAGUGAUACCCAGAGCCCUGUGCGAAUCCCCAGCCAAGGUCAGCAGCAUCUAGCCCAUGACCCCUUGGAACCUGUGUUGUCUUCCCCAAAUGCAAUGAGCCUUCCCCUUAUGAGUUCCACCAUGAUGGGCGGAGGAAGUGAUGACCUUGGUCCUUGCAAUGUUUCACCGAUGUCGCAAAACCAGAUGGUGGCUUUCUCUCGCAUGCAGCUUUCGUCUCAUAGCCAUAUGCGCUCACCCAUUGGCAGAAUGUCACAUACCUUCUCUCAGUCUGGAGAGGACAUUCUGUCACCUCAGCAGCUGCACCUGCUCGGGAAAGACCCCCACCCACGACACCCUCAUCCCUCAGAGUCCUUUCCACCUCUUCCCAUGGGAGACGGCCCAGAUCUGAGUGAAGUAAUACGACCUACCCACUCUGGGAUUCCCGAGUUCGACUUGUCCCGCAUCAUUCCUUCUGAUAAACCCAGCAGCACUCUGCAGUAUUUCCCCAAGAGCGAACCACACCAGAAUCCAAACCAGGGGCCUGGUUCACAGCAGCCACCUCCCCAGCAGCUCCUCAAACACUUGUCGUCCUCUUGUCCUCCACACAUAUCAACGUCAAACCCUCACUUGGCCAAUUUACAGAACAUGAUGGCCGAGCAGCAGUUGCCACCUAACCAGGGGCACAGUGGACUCGGCCAAAACAUGACCAUUCUCCAGGGGAAUGCCAGGGGAAUGGUGCCCAGCAUGGGCAACAUGUUGGCAAGGACAGGUAUGGUUCCACAGCAACAGCAAGCCAUGAUGGCCAACAGUCUUCUCCACCAUCCCUCCGGUCCAUACCCGGGAAUGAUGUCACCUCAGCAACAACAGCACAAUUUGAUGGCACGGCAAAACAUGAUGAUGAUGCAGGGCAAGCAACGAAAUAUGCCCAUUCCGGGAGACCCCUUUGGCCCUCAGGGUCCCAUGAUGGGUCCAUCCCACCCACGGACUGGAUUGGUAGGGCCCCAGACCCUAAGACAGCGAGUGAUGUCUCUGGACAGCCCAAUUGGCUACAGUCCUGGCAGUAUGGCCAAUAUGCCUUUUUAAUCCACCGGACGCAACCUGUACAAGUGUCUCGUUUACAUUACCAUUGUAAUCCAUGUAUCAUUCAUUCUUUCCAUUUUAAUUGGCAAAUGAAAAUCAACAAAAAUAACAAAUGAAUAAGUGACUCAUUUUAUUUAUUUUUUUCGUUUGUUUUUAAUCUAACAGAAUAAGCGGGCAGAGGGGAGACCCGAACACAUUUUUUUAUAAUUCAAUUUUAGACUGAUCAAAAAUACAUUGAAAAAAUGACCCACAUGAUUGUUUUCAUUUUUGAGUUCAGUACUGUUUCGUCCCAAAUUCCAAAAUACAUCCAUGUCAUGUAAAAUGUCCAUCGGUGUAAAUGUCAGUUUGAAUGGUUGUCUAUAUUUGCCCUUUGAUGACAACUGGCGAUCAGUUCAGGGUGUACUGCGCCUCGUUCCCAAAGUCAUCUGGGAUAUGCUCCAGCACACCUGCGACCCCAGUGAGAAUCAGUGAGGUAGUUGUAUAGCUCGAUGGAUAUUUUACGUGACCGGGAAGUCAAACAACCAUUACGAAAGGCACGUUACUUUGUUAGUUACUGCAGUCAGUCAAUGGAGACAUACGGCUUACAAAGAGAUAAAGAUGCUGGGCUUUUAGGGGGAAAUUUCAGGAUUAAACCAAAAUGAAAUACUGUGGAUCGACAUUUUGGCACCGCAGAUGCACUUGUAUGCAGGUCUUGUUUUCAACUAUCUAUUGUUUUUUUUUUUUUUUUUUGGAGAGGGGUGAAUACGCCUCAAAUGCUGAUUGCAGUUUUUUUUUCAUGAUUAUUCAAUCAUUUUUUGGGUUAAAGUUGUUUCCCAAAUGCAGUUAUAAUGGCCGUCAUCAAUGUCAGUGUGAAUGGUUAUUUUAUGUUAGUUAUGACACAUGCCAGCUCGUCCAUGACCCGUGUGAGGACAAGAGGUAUGGAAAAUGGAUGGAUGAAUCAUCCACGUAUUUUUGCAGUUUGUGGUCAUUCCCUAUUCCCAGUGGGUUUCCACUAUACAGUAGAUCCACACUUCACGGGGGUUAAAAACAGACCCCUACUGUGAUUAGCAAAAGUCGAUUAAUUGAUGCUCCCAAAAAUGUUUAUACCAAUAAUCGCCUAUAGAGAUUGUGCACCUAUGUCAUAAAAUCACGUAAUUUUUUUUGUUCAUGUUGCCGUAUUGACGGUCAAACAAAGCAUUGUUGCAAGUUUAUUCCGUUGAGAUGAAACGAAAAUAUGUCUUGUAGCACGACACCCAGAGUUUUGUCCGAUACCAUUAAACAUUUAGAUAAACAAAGAUAGGUGGAAAAAUUAGAGACCCUUGGUGUAGAGGAUCCAUAUUUAAUGCCGUCGAUGUUUUCGCCGAUAAGAAAUUUGACAGUCAAUUCGCUUCUGCUUGUCUUGGACAUCUGGACCUACACAUGUAUCUGGUCAGUAAGUCGUCGAGAUUUACACAAAAGAGUUUGAAAGCGUAUAAAAAUCUAGACGCAUACAAAUAGUGUACUUCGUUGCUGGAUCUGUUCUCAAUCAGGACUAUAUCCCACAUAGUGAUGGACCCAGUCAGAUUUUUUUUCAAUACAAAUACCAAUAUUUAAAUAAAUGACCCCCAGUUUUACACAAACUUGCAUUCAUUAACUAUGAUUGGGAAAAGGACAGGGAGUCGUCUCCUCCGUACACAGAAGCGUAUUGCGACCACAGGCUUACCUCCGUAAACCUCUCUGUGACAGACGGUUUCUUGUUUUUUUUAAAAUACACAUCGUUCUCAAAUGAGUCAUUAUAAAUACUUACUUGAGACUGAGAAGAAUAAUUCGUACAUGAAAUGAAAUGAAAUGAUCGCUACACAGCCGUAUGUAUUUGGUUGGGCACCAUCCCAUCCUGUUUGAAAUCCAUUGAUCUUUUCUGGUCUUUUCAGAUGCUAUUCCAUAGACUGAUAUCUUUGAAGAACUGUCUCGUCUAUUGUGACAACCAACAGCACAACAGGGUCUCGGGCAAUUUGAAAAAUCUCCUCUGGUUCAAAGACUCCCAAAUGGCAAUAUGGCGCCGUAAAAACGGUGACGUCAUGUGCACGAUCUCUAUGUUAAUGAUUCAAAACCGUAAACAAAAACCAAACCACUUCAAUCAGUUUGAACUCUUCUUUAAUCAUCUUUAACUCAUCAUAAAACAUUAACCUUAAAAAUAAAUGGACUCCACAGAUUUUUUAUUUUAAUUCACCAGAAGUCAGUUUGUACAGUACAUGAACUUGUGACAAAGACUCUCCGCAAUGUUCAACAAAUUUAGCUCCUCUCAGAUAUCGAAAGGUUUUAGUUUUGCAGUUCCUGUAAAUGUCACUUCUACAUACCGAAUUGUUAUCUUUUGGGGUUUUCCAUCCGUCAUAUAAAACAAUACAUAAUUCUCCAUGUUAUGAUUUGGCUGAAGGAUCAUUGAUGAUAGACUUGACUAAUAACUGUAGUAACUGAUAUCCAGCUAACCCUAAGACUGUUUCAGUCACAUUUUAUAUUUUUUUGAACCUACCCUAAAAUUUUAAUGUUUUAUUGUUUUUUUUUUGUUUGUUACAUUACAAAACAAAAUAAUCAGUCACUUUUGAUUUUUGAUUGCCAUUUGAAAAUGAAAAGAACAGAUUAUGCAGGGAUUAGGGUUUCUACCCAAAUUUAAAAAACAAAAAUCUAUCUUGUAUUUUUUGGGAGAAGACCAAUUAGGAUCAUCAGUAAUAAAUUGCUACUGAUUUAGACAUUGACAAUGUUUAAGAGCACUGUAAAAGGGUCCUCAGAUAUGUGCUUUUCAAAUACACACAUAUUUCCAAGAUGUGCUUUUCGGGAAUCACACGGCUGUUCAGAGUGGUUCUGAGAAUUUAUAUUUGUUUUUCUUUGAUUUUAAUUUCUCCUGCUACCACAACUGUUGCGCAAAGGAAUUAUAUAUAUAUAUAUAUAUAUAUA
This is a messenger RNA of Syngnathoides biaculeatus (alligator pipefish), 8130 nucleotides long. It is a transcript of the gene bcl9l, whose product is annotated as bcl9 like. The transcript has 9 exons. Gene Ontology annotation, molecular function: beta-catenin binding; transcription coactivator activity. Bases 811 to 5223 code for a protein of 1470 amino acids. Gene Ontology annotation, cellular component: beta-catenin-TCF complex. The record is from RefSeq and is a predicted model, not a curated record. Gene Ontology annotation, biological process: positive regulation of transcription by RNA polymerase II; canonical Wnt signaling pathway; negative regulation of transforming growth factor beta receptor signaling pathway. NCBI's taxonomy places the organism in Eukaryota, Metazoa, Chordata, Actinopteri, Syngnathiformes, Syngnathidae.